Molecule: messenger RNA, 1851 nt
Organism: Monopterus albus (swamp eel)
Lineage: Eukaryota; Metazoa; Chordata; Actinopteri; Synbranchiformes; Synbranchidae
Gene: kcnk4b
Product: potassium channel, subfamily K, member 4b
Exons: 8
Coding region: 310-1692 (460 amino acids)
Biological process (GO): stabilization of membrane potential; potassium ion transmembrane transport
Cellular component (GO): plasma membrane
Molecular function (GO): potassium ion leak channel activity; outward rectifier potassium channel activity
Source: RefSeq, a predicted model, not a curated record
CACACACCCUCUGUAUGCAGCUGCCUGAACUAAUGAAACACUCUGCAUGAGGUGGCUGGUACUUUGGAUUUUUAUGAUCCUUCAUUCUGAGUGUCCCCUCCUUCAGAGUGUGAGGUGGACGGGCUCCCCAGUGGUUACGGGUCCAGGGACUCCAUCCUUAAACCUGGCACUGAGAGCGACUGGAAAAGAAGAAGGCUUGAGCAUAUAAGGCAGAUAAACAGCUGCAGCAGCUGGGAUCUAGGUCACACCAAUGCUGAGCCUGGCAAAGGGAAACAGCAGUCUGCAUUUUCAUUGAGUGGAGGCGCAGCCAUGCGCUGCUCCACCCUACUUGUCAUCCUCACGGGGGUGCUUCUCUACUUGGUUCUGGGUGCUGUGGUGUUCCGCACCCUGGAGACUCCACGAGAGGAGGGCAAGCACAUGCAACUGCAGGACACGCGCCGGGACUUCCUGUUGAAUUUCACCUGCGUUGGCCCAGACAACCUACAGACCCUUAUAGAGGAGGUGGUGGAGGCUGUUGGUGCAGGCGCGAAUCCUGGCAGCAACGUCACCUUUGUCAGCAAGUGGGAUCUAGCCAGUGCCUUUUUUUUCUCAGGGACAGUCAUCACAACCAUCGGCUUUGGAAACAUCUCCCCAAAGACUGAAGGAGGGCAGCUCUUCUGUAUUUUCUAUGCCCUGGUGGGAAUCCCAAUGUUUGGUAUCCUGCUUGCUGGAGUUGGAGACCAUCUGGGUACUGGGCUGAGGAAAGCCAUUGCCAAGAUUGAGACGCUCUUAGAGAAAUGGCGCGUUAGCCCCACUAUUGUGCGAGUGAUCUCAGCGGUCCUGUCCAUCCUGCUGGGGUGCCUGCUCUUUGUUGCAGUGCCUAUUCUAGUGUUCCAAGAGGUGGAGGGGUGGACUCUUUUGGAGUCAGCCUACUUUGUAGUUAUCACCCUGACAACAGUGGGGUUUGGAGACUAUGUUGCAGGGGAUUCUGGGUUUGCAGGCAGCGACCACUGGUACAAGCCUUUGGUGUGGUUCUGGAUUUUAUUGGGUCUUGCCUACUUUGCGUCUAUCCUGACAAUGAUUGGUAACUGGCUUCGGGUUCUUUCUAAGAAAACCAGAGCUGAGAUGGAAGAACUGCGAGCCCAUGCCACUGACUGGACACAGAACAUCCAGAAUAUGUCAGUAGAUUUUCGCAUUUCAGGAAAAAUAGAUGACCCCUUCAAACGGAGUCGACGAAAGCGCCGCCAUGGUUCUCGCAGCCAUGGUCACGGUGUGUUGGCUGAAGGGACCGCUGAGGGGAAAGAACAGCAGCAUGAUAGUCAAACAGAUUCCGGAUCUUCCUUUUCUUCCUCUUCCUCUAACGAAUCAGGGUCUGGAUCAGAAACAGACUCUCAGGGCACUCAGACAGAGCAAGUGCCUGAAACAAAGACUGAAGAACUUGCAAAGGAGCAGACUCUUCCAGAUCCCUACUUGUCUCAGCCUCUGGAUUACUUUGGGGAGAACCUUGCAUUUAUUGAUGAGUCUUCAGAUGCUCAGAGUGGCAAUCUACAUUUAGAUCCUAUGCUGGAUCCAACACGACCUGACGCUGCACGCUCUCGUCCACCAAGAAGGAGACGCCACAGAAAGCAUGUUCCACAGGGAAGCCCCAAAAGCAGCAUCUCCAACCCUAAUAAGAAGGAGCCCAAUGGAACCCCAAACCAGAUCCAGAUCUGACACUGAAGCUUUAAGAUUUAAGCUGGUUACAAAACUCUGCUGCUAGCCCAAAUAUCCACAUAAGAGAUAUGAAAUGUGUUGAAAAUUUGGCAGAGGAGUUUUCACUAUAGCAGAUUAUUUGUAUAUAUGGUCUUAUACUUGUAUAGCGCCUUUCUAUGC